AUGGGUCAAAUAGCCAAAAAGUUGAAUGCGCAACCUCAAGGCUCCCUAUCAAGUAACACAGUGACAAAUCCACAUGAACAAGCAAAUGCAAUAACUUCAAAAAGUGGAACAGUCUUGGAAGAGGUUGAACAAAAAGGGAAAGAUGAGAACCCACAAAAAGAAAAGGAAGAGUCUGAUGAGGAAAUCGAGGAAGAAAUCAUUUUUGAGGAAAAGCCAAAGAGUCCUAGAGAAGAAGAACCAAAUAAGGAAGAGAUACCAAAGCAAAAGAAGGAAAAAUUGCCAUUUCCUAAGAUACCGCCAGAGAGACUAGGGAUUGGUGAAGUGAGGCCUACAACUGUAUCUUUGCAGCUUGCAGAUCGAUCCAUCAAGCAUCCAAGGGGCAUUGUUGAAGAUGUAUUGGUUAAAGUGGACAAAGUCAUAUUUCCGGCAAACCUUGUUGUGUUGGAUAUGUACGAAGACAAGGAGAUUCCUCUUAUCUUGGGACGACCAUUUCUUGCUACCAGAAGAGCCUUAAUUGAUGUACAAGAAGGGAAGUUAAUCCUAAGGGUCCAAGAUGAAACGGUGACAUUUAAUGUCUUCGAGGCCAUGAAAUUUCCAUUAGAGUAA
This is a messenger RNA of Pistacia vera, 606 nucleotides long. RefSeq lists its product as uncharacterized. The transcript is spliced from 2 exons. Lineage: Eukaryota; Viridiplantae; Streptophyta; Magnoliopsida; Sapindales; Anacardiaceae. Bases 1 to 606 code for a protein of 201 amino acids. The record is from RefSeq and is a predicted model, not a curated record.